ACAAGUUUGGUUUGUUUAUUUGUGUAUAAGUUGUUUUGUUUUCUUAUAGACGCACGGUAUGCUAUACAUUUUUAGAUGGUAAAGCACAAUUAUUUUUGUGCAAAUAAAACAAUGCCAUUGAGGUUAAAGAUCAUUGGUUUUGAAAGGAUGGUGUUUGGGGUGGAUGUAGCAACAUCGGCUGUCAGACUUAAAAUGGAGUCAGGAUUGUGGGCUAAGAGAAGUGGGGUUAAGAUAAAGAUGCAAGAUGCAUUAUGUAAGCAGACAGAGUACUCUCUCUCUCCCUCUCUCUGCUUGGUUAAUGUUCACUAUGCAGCUGGGUUCAAAAGUCAAGUAUUCAUGUGAAAUAGCUAGACCGGCAAGAACCAAAGAGCUACAGAUGAUUUAAGCCAAGCGAGGAAACAUGAUCACAAUCACUGAGUUUCAGAAAAUCGGUGUGGGUUUGUCUGGAUUUGGUGUGUUCUUUGUGCUGUUUGGAGUGCUUCUGUACUUUGACUCUGUCUUGCUGGCAUUUGGGAAUAUUCUGUUCCUGUCAGGCCUGGCUUUUAUCAUUGGCUUGAGGAGGACGGCCCACUUUUUCUUCCAGAAACAGAAGCUCAGAGGCACCACCUUUUUUCUAGGGGGUGUGGCUUUAGUGUUGCUAAAAUGGCCUCGUAUUGGCAUGCUGGUAGAGAGCUAUGGCUUUGUGCUUCUAUUUAAAUCAUUCUUCCCAAUGGCCUUUGGGUUUUUUGGAACAGCCUUGAACAUACCCUUUUUAACUACGAUGUAUAACAAGUUAUCAGGAAGCAGGUCCUCAAUGGUAUAAAAGCGGCCAUCAAGAUAUUCUGGAGCAGUCAGUGAGGAAAAUAAAAAAGUCUUACAACGACUGCAUGUGCCAUUGCAAUGCACUGUUAAACACUGUUAUUUUGAAUGAACUGUGGUAUUUUAUACAUUGUUUUAUAAGGUUUAUUUUAAUAUUUGUGUUUAUAUUUAAACCUUACACAAGGAUAACGGUUCCUGGUUAUUACACUGCAUGUGUCCUCUUUAACAUCCACAGAACCUUUUUAUUGCACAAUAGCUUCUUUAUACAGUGGAAAAAAUACCAUUUUGCAAGACAUAAGCAACACUGGUCCAGCCUCACUUUCUGUUUCAAUUAUUUUUAUCUUUCCAAUUGUACAUGUAUAAUUAAGUUUUAAAGAUGUUUGUUUAACAUUUCAAUUCAGUUUUACAUGUUCCGUUGGUUAAAUUUUUUAUUUCUAUCGUGUAGUGUAAAAAAGGAAGUGCUUCUGGACCAGGGUUGUUUACAACCAAAAAAGGUCUAUAUAAAUGUAAGUAAGAGAUGUAUCUUUUACAAAAAGUUCAUUGAGAAACUGAACAUAAUUCUUUCAUGGCAUCGCUGCGAAGAACCCUUUUUCGAACCUUUAUUUUUAAGAGUGCUUGUUGAAUAAACAAUAAGGUCCAAUGUUUCAGUCAAUAUGUUUUGCAUUUUUAUAUAGUUUACAAUUUAAUUUAUUAAAAAUGCUUUUUUGGUCCACAUGAAACAAUAAAUACGCUACAAAAUCAGUAUAUUGUUUUCACUGGGUGUGAGACAUACGUAAGUCUGCACUUCCUGUCUGUUUUUAGCGCAUUUUCUUCUCAAGAUCAACGCAGGUAAAAAAUCCUGUGUACAGAUUGUUGACCAGCUCUCAGCUGAGUAAUGAAUGCGUAUUUUUAUUUUCUGAUCAUCUCAUUUCAAUUCCAUUUGACCGCUUCCUCACAACUUCAUGAAGUAUCCAAAAACAGAAACUCAAAUUAAUACAUAUACUCCAGUUAAUAUAUAUGAAGACUUUGUGUUUCUGGAAUGUUCUUGUGAAAUGGAUGUGUGCUGCAUGC
Messenger RNA from Triplophysa rosa, 1848 nucleotides. RefSeq names its product golgi transport 1A (gene golt1a). Gene Ontology annotation, biological process: endoplasmic reticulum to Golgi vesicle-mediated transport; retrograde transport, endosome to Golgi. The record is from RefSeq and is a predicted model, not a curated record. Bases 401 to 802 code for a protein of 133 amino acids. Gene Ontology annotation, cellular component: membrane; endoplasmic reticulum. Lineage: Eukaryota; Metazoa; Chordata; Actinopteri; Cypriniformes; Nemacheilidae. The transcript has 5 exons.